Molecule: messenger RNA, 594 nt
Organism: Neoarius graeffei (lesser salmon catfish)
Lineage: Eukaryota; Metazoa; Chordata; Actinopteri; Siluriformes; Ariidae
Product: homeobox protein goosecoid-2
Exons: 3
Coding region: 1-594 (197 amino acids)
Biological process (GO): regulation of transcription by RNA polymerase II
Cellular component (GO): nucleus
Molecular function (GO): DNA-binding transcription factor activity, RNA polymerase II-specific; RNA polymerase II cis-regulatory region sequence-specific DNA binding
Source: RefSeq, a predicted model, not a curated record
AUGGAGAUGGAAGAAGCUCACAUGGAGAAGAAGACGUUCGCCUUCAGCAUCGACAGCAUCCUGAGCAGGACAUUUGAGAAAAGAGACGAGAGCAAAGUGAACACAGAUUCCGACUCACAACAUUCUUCGAAGGAUGGUCCGGAUCUGGAGUCAGGAGCGACUACAAAUCCCAUGGAGCCUCUUCAUCAUGUCUGUGUAUGCUGUUGUUACUGCUCCCACUGUGGAGAGAUGCUCCAGGCUGAUUACCUGCCUCCUAUGUCUUGUCAGUUUGCAUGGAGCAAGAAAGCACUGACUGAGACAAGCCUGACAGGAGAAAGUCAGAGGAGAGAGAGCUUCGGUCAGAUCCAGAAGCGGAUCCGGCGUCACCGCACCAUCUUCACCGAGGAGCAGCUAGACGCUCUGGAGGAGCUGUUUGUGCAGAACCAGUAUCCAGACAUACACACUCGUGAGCAGUUAGCCGAGAAGACUCACCUGAGAGAGGAGAGGGUCGAGGUGUGGUUCAAGAAUCGUCGAGCCAAGUGGCGAAGACAGAAGAGACUACAGUUCAGUCUCCAUGGGCAAGAUGAGUGGAAAAAUGUCCUCCAUGGUGAUUGA